Molecule: messenger RNA, 2226 nt
Organism: Trypanosoma brucei brucei TREU927
Lineage: Eukaryota; Euglenozoa; Kinetoplastea; Trypanosomatida; Trypanosomatidae
Product: malonyl-CoA decarboxylase, mitochondrial precursor, putative
Exons: 1
Coding region: 1-2226 (741 amino acids)
Biological process (GO): fatty acid biosynthetic process; acetyl-CoA biosynthetic process; malonyl-CoA catabolic process
Cellular component (GO): mitochondrial matrix; peroxisomal matrix
Molecular function (GO): malonyl-CoA decarboxylase activity
Source: RefSeq, a predicted model, not a curated record
AUGUUGACCUUAGUCCGGCGCCCUUAUUGCUCCAGGCGUAUGAGGUUCCCUUUUCACUUAGACAACAUCUCACGGGUGUCACAUCGGUACAACGCAACGGAUGUCACACUACAACUGUCAGAGGACCGACUGGCGAACUGGUGUCGGAGGCUUUGGGCCUUAGCGCAGGGUGGUGGUGAUGGUGAUGAUGAUGGUUCGGCAGUUCCCGCAAGUAAUGGAACGACAAAGUCGGGGUCGGUAUUCAGUGGUCGGGGCCCUCAUACUGAAUUUACGCUUGUUGAGGAAAUGAAAUCUGUUUUGGUUGGAGAGAAAGGGCAGCUACCGCCAUCUGUUGUGUCUGCCGUGUGGGAUGUAUACGAGUCUAUCAUUCCUCCCAGCACGCUGUUCGACUUGAGUGAGACCAUAUCUCCCAACCAAGAAGAUGCGUUUUUUAGUUUCGUUGCUCUGUUGAUGGAGCUUGACGUCGAUAUCGUAGAGGUACAAGCGGCGGUGGCGCAGCUUAACAAUACCAUUCAAAAUAUCGAGGACCUCAACGCUCAAUCGGGUCAAUUUAUCGCUGGUGGAUGUUCUGCGACCGUGUCAGCGGAAAGUUGCUUUAGGGAAGAGAACCGCAGCGGUGUGGGUGCUGCUGUUUUGUCCUCCAAGCUUGUUAAGGCUAAGAACAAUUUGCUUCGGCAAUGCGUUGCUGCACUACAUGCGGGUUCUCCUGUGUAUUACAUGUGGUUUAAGCAAUCUGCUUCUGUGGAGCGUGGAGUGCGCAGACUGAUGGAUUUGCGUCGAUGUGUAAUGUAUUUUCAAAAGAGGUGCCAUUGCCAGGUGGCACAGCUUCAGGCCGAGUUGAAGCGUCAACAUGAGCGGCAGUCGUCGCGUCAAGUAAUCGAUUCACCUCCAAACAGUGGUCCACUGACUACGAAUAGAGAGCUUGAACUUUGGCUCCUCCGUCAGCAUCAUGUCUCAUCUAUUGACGUGUCGCUGGAGUACCUUUUCGGCGAUUUUUUCUCGAAGCAGUGGCUUGUUAUGGAGGAACUCACGUGGCGUACUACCCCACCUCUUCUGCUUGAGAAGGUGAUGGCCGCCGAAAGCGUUCAUCCCUUUGUUGGGGGUCUUGUGGAUAUGAAGCAGCGGUUGCAGCCUGCGAAAAAUAGACACCUCUUCGCGUUUUUUCACCCGGCGGUUGUGGAGGAACCCCUAAUUGCUGUACAAGUGGCCCUUACGCGUGGUAUUGCCCGCUCCGUCGACAUUAUUUUAGGUCGUCCCCACCCCCCAAGCGUUCAGGAGCGCCAAAACGACCAAUUGGGGGCUGCCAAUGGUGAGGUGGCCGAUGCUUGUUCAGGGGCACGAAAGCAUGAUCCUGUAGAGGACGUAGACACUUCCAUGUUUUACAGUAUCAACUCGGUGCAGUCAGCACUACGUGGUGUUAACCUUGGAAAUAUGCUCAUCAAACGUGUAGUGCGGGAAAUUGAAGCACGACUCAACGGCGAGCGUCAUUGUGCCGGCCUCUCACCCAUUACCACAUUUUCCACAAUUUCUCCCGUCCCUGGGUACUUAAGAUGGUUGGUUGGAGAGGUGGCAAAGCUUCAGCAACAGGUGGAAAUGCGCAGCGGAAGCAUUUCGUUGUGUUCUUCCUCGAAAAAAUUCGCGCAACCUCGAAUUUUCGGAGAAUGCUCGAAACCCAAGGCGGCGGAGCUUUUUUCAAUACUUCGCGGCGCCGUCCUCGGUUUGUCACAUCACAGAGGGAGGGGUUGUGGGCACUUUAUUUCACGACUUCACUACCACCUACGUGAGGGGAAUGAAGAUGCUGCUAACCUCGUCACCAUGCAGUAUCUGUUGGCUCUUUUUGGGUCCCCUGAGGAGGAUGGCACCGGUGAGAGCGGUGCCCCCGGCAAAGCAGAUGAGGAUGUCAUUUCACCAUGGUGGAAUGAUAGUGAGUUUACACGUACCGUUGAGAAACCGCUUCUCCGCUCGGUAGCGCACUAUUUGUAUAAGGAGAAGCACCGUAAUCGUAUUCUCGAUCCGGUAGGGAACUUUCAUAUAUCGAACGGGGCCACCAUGUUCCGACUGAAUUUUCUUGCCAACUGCACUGCGGAUGGUAGCAGACAGAGUGCCACUGUAAUGGUGAAUUACCUCUACGAACCCGCUUGUGUGGAUGAGCGUGUAAAGGCCUAUGGGAUGCAACGAAGUGUGCCUAUUGGGGAUGAUGUUCUUCGACUCCUCAACAUAUCCUAA